Molecule: messenger RNA, 637 nt
Organism: Microstroma glucosiphilum
Lineage: Eukaryota; Fungi; Basidiomycota; Exobasidiomycetes; Microstromatales; Microstromataceae
Exons: 2
Coding region: 80-637 (185 amino acids)
Source: RefSeq, a predicted model, not a curated record
CGUAGCUCACAUACCACCUCCAUACCUCGAUUGGCCACCAGAGCAACCGCCGCGCCAGCAGUGCUCCUAGUCUCCCUCCAUGGCAUCGUCCGGCAACGAGGCCACAGCGGCAGGGCCAACAACGCAGCACCCUCGAAGGCAUGCCGCCUCCGCAUCUAAGGCUACCACUGUACUCAAACGGGCAGUGCACAACCUCACGGGCCAACGAACUCGAGCUGUCACCUCUCUGCCCAUAAACCCAUCCUUUGGAGUAGCAGACUCUCAGCCGCCGCCCACACCCCCCAAAGCGAGACAUCCCUGGGACAUACCAGAGCCUGACUCAUCAACAACCAGUACGACCUCCCCUCCCAUCUACCAGUGGCCUACGAAGUUCAGCUUCAGCUCCCCGAAAGAGCGUUUGACCCAGGAGGGGCCGGACGGGGCGGCAAUUUCGAAGCUCUGCGAGGAGAUCCGAAGGCGCAGAAAGAGAACGCCUUUGGAGCCAGACGAAGAAGUCCAUGCUCCUUCUCAGAUGCUCAAGACCGAGCCAACACCUCCUGAACAUGAAUCAUGUGGCAUGCAAAAUCAGAUGAUGGAGGACGAAGAGAUGAUAUUCCGGGCAUACCGAAGCUGUUUCGUGCUGCCACUGGUCUGGUGA